CUCCCUGUCACAGGUUCACAUGGCUGCAUCAGCAGCUCGCGGGCGGACAUGGACGACACUCUAGGAUUUGUAUUGUAUCGAGAUGCUGGAUACGCUUGGCCUUGACAUGUUUAUUUUUUUCCAGUGAUACUAAGUGCUUGGAAAUGUGUUCAAGAGCUGAAACUAGUUUUGUAUUGUUAUUUCAACUAAUUCGGUUAAAACAUCAAACAUCUGUGUGAACAAGUGUCAGGAUUUACACAAUUCUACUGUACACAUAAUACUCCAGGGAUUGUACAAUGGAAACAACAAAUCUAAUAUUAGCGACUGGGACGAUGCUUGACAUUUUUUGUACAACUUUUCCCUAAUGUUAUUGGAUAUACUGGAUUUAGCAUAUUUUCGAGUAUUUUCUGUGGGCAAAACACAAUGGAAAUACAACUUUUAAGCUUGUUUUGCUUGCUAGCGUGUUGUGAACUUUCAAUUUUUACAAAUAAUAAUAACAGAAUCGAUAUCUCGUCAAAAACUGAUCAUUUUACGCACAAAGUGCGGGGAAUAAGCCGGGAGAGACGUGUAAUUACUAAUCAGGUUUAUUACAAAACAGUUAAAGAGGAAAAUAAAUCUACAGGUGUGACUUUAUCGCCCGGAACUACAGCAUGUAUAAAAACGAUUCAUUUAUUGACCCAUUACGAGUCAGUGAACUUGAGCGAUGCCAGAAGCGUACUUAAUCGACGAGUAGCGAGACAGAACGACAAUAUUGACAAAUACAGCCAUUUUCAAUCAAUAUUGAGACAAACAGAUAACGAAAGUCGUAUAAAAGUUGGCCAUCACAGACAUAGAAGGGAGGCUGUUAACGAGAGCGAAAGGAAUCAAACCAACGAGUCGUCAGUAGAUGCACGUGAACUGGAAUCAUUACCGAAGCCUGAAGCUCAGAUCCAGCCUACAGACAUUCCCAUUGAUUCCUCAAGCAUCCCUAAAUGGUCCACCUCGCCUGGAAAAGACUAUGAGGAGCUCGUCACCUCGUUCAUUCCCUUGAAUACCCGAUCAAGAACCCCAGGGGUCAGGAAUCCAUUUUACCCAGUGACGAGUGAAUCUUACGGUGCAUAUGUUGUCACGUGCAUCUCCAUCAUCCUUUUCACUGUGGGCAUUAUUGGAAAUAUAGCAAUCAUGUGCAUAGUGUGCAACAAUUACUACAUAAGAAGCAUUUCAAACUCAUUGCUGGCCAAUCUUGCCCUGUGGGAUUUUGUCGUCCUCUUUUUCAGCUUGCCACUUGUUGUAUUCCAUGAACUCACUCAGGAUUGGCUACUUGGGGAAUUCACCUGUAAAAUCAUUCCCUACAUUGAGGUGGCUUCUUUGGGAGUGACUACAUUCACGCUUUGUGCAUUGUGCAUCGACCGUUUCCGUGCAGCGAGCAACAUCCAGAUGUACUACGAGAUGAUUGAGAACUGUACUUCUACUGCAGCCAAGUUAACGGUUAUCUGGCUCGGUGCGCUGCUCCUGGCCCUGCCCGAGCUCCUCAUCCGGCAGCUGGUGAAAGAGGAGCGUGAGCCUCCGGAGGUGACACCCUACGAGCAUUGCGUAGUCCAAAUCUCCACAGCACUCCCGGACACGCUCUACGUUCUCGGACUCACCUACAACAGUGCUCGCCUCUGGUGGUACUUUGGCUGCUACUUCUGCUUGCCCACCCUCUUCACCAUCAUCAGCUCGGUGGUGACAGCUCACAAGAUCCGCAAGGCCGAGCGCGCCAGCGUCCGUGGCAACCGCAAGCAGAUCCAACUAGAGAGCCAAAUGAACUGCAUCAUUGUAGCUCUAGCCAUUCUGUAUGGCUUUUGCGUCAUUCCGGAGAACAUUAGCAACAUCGUAUCGGUGUACAUGGCAACAAGUGUGCCACGUCGCACACUGGAUAUCCUGCAUCUGGUAAGUCAGAUGAUGAUGUUCUGCAAGUCAGCAGUUACACCUGUGCUGCUUUUGGUACUUUGUCGGCCUUUCAGUAAAGCCUUCCUGGAUUGUUGCUGCUGUUGCUUUGAAGAGUGCGGCCCUCCGAAGUCCUCCACGGCCACCAGCAAUGACAAUGAUCAGGACGGCACCACUGACCUGGAGCUUUCACCCUAUAGCACCAUCCACAGGGAAACAUUUACCUUCCCAAGAGUGGGAACGCACUUCUAAGGUUGUACCUUACCUAAGGGAUACACAUUACCCUUACAGGUCCAUUACCAAGGGCUCAGAUUUACUGAAUAAACCCAUCAAGAAAAGUUAUUUUUUCUGGAUGCACAAUUUUUAGAUUUACGCACGGCCCUUGUUUUAAUACUGAUUAAUGUUAGACUGUGUUUUGAAGAUGAUGUUGGAAACUGUGCAUUUUACCUUGUGAAAAUACAGUAGGGACAAAGAACCACGUUUAAUACAGGACAGAUUGUCUUUAAGAUGCAACUGCCAUAUUGCUGUUUACAAUGAAAAACCGUGAGUAAUGUGUACUGUAGUUUGUUGAAAGAUUAUAGGAAGUCUAGAAGGAUUAUGAGUUAACACAUGCAUAUGUUAUAUUUGCACAUUUUUCUUACUUCUAUAUUUUUCAGUCAUAAAGGAAUAGUUCACCCAGUAAUACACAAUACUAGCGCUCAUGACCGUUAACCUGUACUACUUUUUACUUACUCAGAACAUAAAAGGAGAAUGUCACAGAAUUAAUAUCCAAGCUGCUCUUUUCCAUACGAUGAAGGUACACUACCGUUCAAAAGUUUAGGGUCACUUACUCAUUCUUAUUUCACAUUUUAGAAUAAUAGUAAAGUCAUCACAACUCUGGAAUAAUAGAAAUGGAAAUAUGGGAAUUAUGUUGUGACCUAAAAAAAAUCAAAAUAAAUAAAAACUACGUUAUAUUUUAGCAACAUCGAAGUGGCCACACUUUGCCUAGAAUUUGCAGACACGUACUCUUGAGAUGUUGAUUAAUCUUUAUGGUUGUCUCUUCAUCUGAAUGGGAUGGGGGGCUGUGGAUGAGAAAAAUGUCCGAGCCAUAGCGUGUUGUAUGCACCAUGCUUGAAUCUGAAAAACAGCAGUUUGGACAUUCUGCAAGACAUUCUCCUCUAAUGUUCAAUGCAAGUAAGAAAAUCAUACGGGUUUCUAAUGAUAUGCAUGAAUAAUGACGUAAUUUAAAUUUUUUGGUGACUUAUUCCAUGGCCAUUUGUGUCUUUUUUUAUAUCUGUUUCUGUGUAUUAUGGAAGGUAAUAUAUAGAAAAUGGAUGUUCGUAGUUUGUUUAAAUUGGCGAUUCUUGUGAAUCGGAAUUUAAAAGUAAGCCUAGCUCCUUUGCUAUGUAAGUCUUAAAUUCCCUCUGUAUUUGCUAGCUGAAAAAACUUGUAAAAUGCUCUUCAGUUUGCUCUUCAACUGUUGUUUCAGUCAAGAUAUGUCACUUUAAUAAAAAAACGACACCUGAAAGGUUAAAGCUUAUCAGCAUUAGAUACAUUUCUUGCAGACGUCUUGAGAAUGUACCAAACCUUUUUGGACAAAGCGAA
This is a messenger RNA of Xyrauchen texanus (razorback sucker), 3471 nucleotides long. Its product is annotated as prosaposin receptor GPR37-like. Lineage: Eukaryota; Metazoa; Chordata; Actinopteri; Cypriniformes; Catostomidae. Gene Ontology annotation, cellular component: signaling receptor complex; plasma membrane. The coding region runs from base 403 to 2139 and encodes 578 amino acids. Gene Ontology annotation, biological process: adenylate cyclase-inhibiting G protein-coupled receptor signaling pathway; positive regulation of MAPK cascade. The record is from RefSeq and is a predicted model, not a curated record. The transcript has 2 exons. Gene Ontology annotation, molecular function: prosaposin receptor activity; G protein-coupled peptide receptor activity.